GCCAUCUUCCCAGACAACAUUAUGGGCCUGAGCUACAGCCAGCAGCAAAACAACACGCAUCGCACCCCUGAGGGCAAGAUCAUCCGUGAACCUGGGGCCGAAGAGCCGAUCUCGUCGGGAUCCGCUGGCCCAGUCGGUGUCGCCUCCCCGCGCAAUGCCAUCGAGCACGCAGCCUUGGUGGAGGCAGCUCAGCACAAUCGUUCAGCCGACUUCUUCGCAAGGCAGAUCGGCGGAGCGAUCACCGAGGAGACUACUAAAGGAUUGGAGGUUGCGUUCGGCAAGCUUGCUGACAAGCAUUCGAAGGACGAGAAGUUCCGCGCGGAACACAAGAAGGGCACCGACAAGGGCGACUCCUACCACAGCAUCCACAACCGAGAUGAGGCCGCAAAGUUCAGAGCCAACUGGGCGAAGCUUCGGUUCAAGAAACUCAAGGAGGAGAAAGUGCACGCGAAGACGUGGAGGCGCAUCGACCGCGCGAAGGGGGAGUGCGAGCCAUUCGGGGCAAUCGUGCUUGCUUACGGAGGGUGGAUGUGUGCGUCGGCGAUCGUCGGCGCGACCAAUGUCUCCAACAAGUGCAUGCUUAUGGGCCCGCCCUGGUACAUUCGUCGCGUGCAGUCGGGCCUCAUCGAGUCCCUCGUCCUUCGGUUCGAGUUCGAGGAGGAGUUCGACCAGUGCUGGAGCCAUAUGAUGUUGGAGUAUACCGAGGGCGAGCUCGACGACUCCACCGACGCAGGCAAGCAGGCCCGCGAGGAGGGAGGCGGUGCACCCGCGGCCAAGGCCGAGGGAGAGCCUGAGGCUGCGGCUACGCCGCAGGCAUCAGCUAAGCCUACGGCUAGGGCUACGGCUAAGGGCAAGGGCAAGGCCAAGGCUAAGGCGAGAGCUGGGGCGACCACUGGGGCUGAUGACACCCCUGAUGUCACGACCCCUGGCAAGGCUCGCUUGCAGGAGAUGUCGAGCAGUGCGGGGAAGUUCAAGUCCAUGUGCCAGAGCGCCACGUCUCAAGCAAGCGACCUCGCUGGGACCAUCGUCGCGUCGCCCGAGUGGGCUUGCGCCAAGGGCGGCGCGCGCGAGCAGAAGCUCCAGAGCUUGACGAAGAGCGUCAAGGAUGGUCUCAACUCCUGGCACAACGAGUUUCUGAUGUCGCCCGACAUCGCGGUCUUCAAGAAGAAGUGCACCUCCGAUAGGCUCCUGGUGGAGUGGUCCUCCAUGCUCGCUUUGAAGAGCAAGGUCGAG
Messenger RNA from Prorocentrum cordatum, 1233 nucleotides. The record is from the annotation of a GenBank genome assembly. NCBI's taxonomy places the organism in Eukaryota, Dinophyceae, Prorocentrales, Prorocentraceae.